Messenger RNA from Diceros bicornis minor, 1272 nucleotides. It is a transcript of the gene EPYC, whose product is annotated as epiphycan. Lineage: Eukaryota; Metazoa; Chordata; Mammalia; Perissodactyla; Rhinocerotidae. The transcript is spliced from 6 exons. The record is from RefSeq and is a predicted model, not a curated record. Gene Ontology annotation, molecular function: protein binding. The coding region runs from base 1 to 963 and encodes 320 amino acids.
AUGAAAACAUUAGCAGGACUGGUUCUGGGACUUGUCAUCUUUGAUGCUGCUGUGACUGCUCCAACUCUAGAGCCCAUCAACUAUGACUCGGAAACCUACGAUGCCACCUCGGAAGACCUGAAUAAUUUAUACAACUAUGAAAACGUACCUAACGGUCAAGCUAAGGCUGGACUAGCGACAGUGAUGCCUUCCGGGAACAGAGAGCUCCUCACCCCGCCCCCACAGCCAGAGGAGACCGAGGAGGAGGAGGAGGAGUCCACCCCCAGGCUGAUUGAUGGCUCUUCCCCACAGGAGCCCGAAUUUCCCGGGGUUCUGGGCCCACACACCAAUGAAGACUUUCCAACCUGCCUUCUGUGUACCUGCAUAAGUACCACCGUGUACUGUGAUGACCAUGAACUUGAUGCUAUCCCUCCGCUGCCCAAGAACACCGCUUAUUUCUAUUCCCGCUUUAACAGAAUUAAAAAGAUCAACAAGAAUGAUUUCGCAAGCCUAAAUGAUUUAAGAAGGAUUGAUCUGACAUCAAAUUUAAUAUCUGAGAUUGAUGAAGAUGCAUUCAGAAAGCUGCCUCGACUCCGAGAGCUUGUCCUGCGUGACAACAAAAUAAGGCAGCUCCCAGAAUUGCCAACCACAUUGACAUUUAUUGAUAUUAGCAACAAUAGACUUGGAAGGAAAGGCAUAAAGCAGGAAGCAUUUAAAGAUAUGUAUGAUCUCCAUCAUCUCUACCUCACCGAUAACAACUUGGACCACAUCCCUCUGCCACUUCCAGAAAACCUACGGGCCCUUCACCUUCAGAAUAACAACAUUCUGGAGAUGCAUGAAGAUACCUUCUGCAACGUUAAAAAUUUGACUUAUAUUCGAAAGGCCCUAGAGGACAUUCGAUUGGAUGGAAACCCUAUCAAUCUCAGCAAAACUCCUCAAGCGUAUAUGUGCCUACCUCGCUUGCCUGUUGGGAGUCUUGUCUAAUUUCAGAUAGCGGUUAGCAUCAUGAUGCCUACUACAACAAAACAAUUCUCAUGCUCGCUUCAUAAACAAAACUCAGCAUGAUGCUUUCCAAUUGUGUUCUGAAAGAUACAUGAUUACAUAAAAUACAGCUUAAAGUUUUAAGAUAUGAUGGCAAUUUCGUAAUCUAAGAAAAACACCAGAUGAAACCGGAAUAAACCAAAAGAUGUACAGAAAGAGCAAAACUAAAUGAUCAAAAAUAUUUCACAGAUAUUCUUAUAAAUCACAUGUACCUUGCAGAUUUUAGGGAUUCAUAUCCUGUAUAACUUCAAA